Molecule: messenger RNA, 534 nt
Organism: Solanum lycopersicum (tomato)
Lineage: Eukaryota; Viridiplantae; Streptophyta; Magnoliopsida; Solanales; Solanaceae
Molecular function (GO): nucleic acid binding; RNA-DNA hybrid ribonuclease activity
Source: RefSeq, a predicted model, not a curated record
AUGGCCGAAUAUGAAGCUUGUAUUCUUGGAUUGAAGAUGGCCAUCGACAUGAAAGUCUACGAGUUGUUGGUUAUUGGAGAUUUGGACCUUUUAAUUUAUCAAUUUCAAGGAGAAUGGGUUGUAAAGAACCCAAAGAUUAUACCUUACGUACAAUAUGUACAAAAUUUAUGCAAAAGGUUUUGUAAGAUCGAGUUCAGACAUACUCCCAAAAUACAGAAUGAAUUGUCCGAUGCUCUUGACACCAUCGGUUCGAUGAUUAAACAUCCGAAUACAGAUUAUAUUGAUCCUCUGGAUAUAGAGUUGAAAGAACAUCCAGUCUAUUGUUUCCAUGUCGAAGCAGAACCAAACGACUUGCCUUGGUAUUUUGAUAUAAAGAAGUAUGCGGAGUUUGGAACUUAUCCUGAAGAUGCUACGUCCAACCAAAAGAAGUCGAUACAUUAUACAUGCUGGAGUUUGUGGUACGCACAUGAACGGGCUUACUUUGGCAAGAAAGAUCCUACGAGCCGGGUAUUUCUGGAUGACUAUGGAGAAUGA